AUGGGAGCAAAAGCAUCGAAGUUGUCCAAAGAUGAUUUGACAUCGUUGAGACAGUCGACAUAUUUCGAUCGUCGAGAGAUACAGCAAUGGCACAAAGGAUUCCUGAGAGAUUGUCCCAGUGGUCAAUUAACACGCCAAGAUUUUGUCAAGAUAUACAAACAAUUUUUUCCAUUUGGAUCUCCUGAAGAAUUUGCCAAUCAUCUCUUUAGCGUUUUUGACAAGGACAACAGUGGAUCUGUUGACUUUAGAGAAUUUAUUACAGUAUUAAGUACCACUUCGAGAGGAACCCUGGAGGAAAAACUCGUGUGGACAUUUCAAUUGUACGAUUUAAAUCAUGAUGGUUUUAUUACAUUCGAUGAAAUGUUGACGAUUGUUACUAGCAUAUACAAAAUGAUGGGAUCCAUGGUCAAAUUAAGUGAUGAUGAAGCUACGCCUGAAUUGAGGGUUCGUAAAAUAUUUAAACUGAUGGACAAGAAUGAGGACGGAUAUAUAACAUUAGAUGAAUUUAGGGAAGGGUCAAGGGUUGACCCUUCAAUCAUCAGUUCUUUGAAUCUGUACGAUGGGUUGGUAUAA
Molecule: messenger RNA, 573 nt
Organism: Zygosaccharomyces rouxii
Lineage: Eukaryota; Fungi; Ascomycota; Saccharomycetes; Saccharomycetales; Saccharomycetaceae
Gene: FRQ1
Product: frequenin
Exons: 1
Coding region: 1-573 (190 amino acids)
Cellular component (GO): intracellular membrane-bounded organelle; membrane; cytosol
Molecular function (GO): calcium ion binding
Source: RefSeq, a predicted model, not a curated record